AUGGGAAUUCCCAUGGGUCGUAUGUCUGGAAAAGUACGAUGUAUAGCGCCACCACUGCUCUAUUUCUUCCCACACGCUUUUCCUUUCUUGCCACCACCCCUGACCGCAUCUGCUCGCCUGUCUGCCAUACGUUUCCAACAAUACCUGCAUUUUCUUGAACGCUCUCAUAGGCUGCACGGCGGAGCAGGACCCGCACUGCUGCCAGCCGCGUUUUCGCCGCCGCUACCCGCGGGGGAUGUCGCGUGUCGUCGCGGCGCGCGUGCGGGCGGCGACACGCCGCGGUAUCUGGUGAACUCGCUGGCGGUGGCGUUCGUGGUGUCGCUGCUCUUCCUCUACCGCCUGCAGCGCCAGGAGCGCCAGGAGCAGGCGCAGCAGCAGCGCGAGGAGCAGCAGCAGCAGCAGCACCCCGCGCUCGAGGUCGAGAGCGGCGGAGGGGGGAGCGGCGAGGAUGCGACAAGCGGCGGUGGUGGGGGGGUGAGGGAGUUGCGCGUGAGCGGCAGUGGGGUGGAUGGUGGCGGAGGUGAAGGCGGGACGGAGAGCGACGCGGGAGGGGACGAGGGGGGAGGGAGCGGGCAGGGUGACGGCGUUGGGGGAGGUGGUUCUGAAGGCGGUGGGGGGGGAGGGGCGGACGACGAUGGCGGGGAAGGCGGUGAGGCGAGUGAGAAGGGCGACGAGGCCCGGGAGGUGCGUGGAAAGGAGGGUGGAGAGGCGUUUGGAGAAGUAGAGGCAGGUGCGGGUGGCAGCACCAAGGUGACUUCAGAGGCUAGCCGUGAUAGUGGUGGCGAUGGCGAUGGUGGCGGUAAUCGUGGAAGGAUGGAGGGGAUGGCGGGUGGCAGUGGAGGGGAAAGUGACAAGGGCACGAGAGAGGCAGGGGAAGACAGUGACGCGGGGAGUGCGGCAGAGAGGAGUGAGGGUGAGAGCGAGAGCAGUGGGGAUGGUGGAAUGCGUGGGAGUGUGGCGGAUGGUGAGGAGGAGGACAGGGGGGGCGUGGCGAGCACAGACGAUGGGGAGACUGAGAAGGGCGCGGAAAAGGAUGAUAAAGAAAUGGGCAGUGAUGGGGGGCAUGGCGAGGAGCAGGGCACUGCAGAUGAGGCUGAGGGGGGCAUUUCUGGUGGAGGGGAAGGGAAGAGCGUGGCGGGGGCUAAGGACGCAGAGGAGGAGAGCGAGAGUGGAUCUGGGGCGGAGAAGGGAGGGGAGGCGAAGGAGGCGGAGGAGGGAAAUGGCAGUGAGAGCAGUGCAGUGAAGGGGGGAGGUGAUGUGGAGGCUGGAAGUACAGAGGCAGACGUGACGGAGCAAGGGCGGAGUGGCAGUGAGGGUGAUGGUGGGAGUGCGAUUGUGAGUGGCGGCAAGGCGGGCAAGAGUGAGGCCGUGGAGGCAGGUGAUGCCGUGGAGGAGGGGAGGGUGAAGGGCAAGAAAAAGAAGAAGGUUUCGAACAACAAGAAGAGCAAGAAGGGCAAGAAAAGGAAGAAGAAAAAGAGCAAGAAGGCUAAGGUUGCUGAUGAGUAA
This is a messenger RNA of Closterium sp. Naga37s-1, 1506 nucleotides long. The record is from the annotation of a GenBank genome assembly. Lineage: Eukaryota; Viridiplantae; Streptophyta; Zygnematophyceae; Desmidiales; Closteriaceae.